AUGGACUCAUUGCCCUAUGAGCGCCUCGACGCCAUCGUCAGCAAAAUGCACCAUUUCAAAGAUUUAUUGCAGAUUCGAACGUUGAACAAGACGUUUUGCGCGUUGGCCACGCCGCGCGUCUUUCGCGAAGUCAUAGUCACUAAACAUUUCACUAGUGCCGCGGUAUUUGACGAGAUCCUACAAAACGACGCGAUCGCUCAAAGUAUCGAAACAAUCACCUUUCGGGAGGGAGGUGACCACGAAUAUGCUCACGUUCAAAUCCGCGACACUGUGCCGGGGCCGAAAUCGAAUCUAGAGAUCUCGCUGAAAUCUCUCACUUCUUCAUUCGCCCGUAUCCAUGAUCUUCCGAGACUCAAAAACCUGGUUUUAUCAUUUUAUCGCGAACCGAAACUUCUACUCCAAUCGACCAUUCUCUCUGCAAUACUCAGCCGACCCCACCCACUUUCCCUCUCCUCCCUCGCCCUUGACGGCUUGAUGUCACUUCACGACUCCAUCUAUGAUCUCCCUUCAUUUAAGGGCCUCUUUGGGUCACUAUCCAGUCUUAUGAUCACGACUAAGUUUACCGGCGACCCGAAGUCCCACUCUCGGAAUGCUUAUAUCCGUUUUUGGGAACAAGGGAUUCAACACAGCGUACUCGGCUCACUCUCUCACUCUCUCACCUCGUUCAUUCUCCACAGCGACGUUGACGUGGGCAUUGUACCCAGGCUUGAUUUCUCGCAGGCGACUUUCCCCGUGCUUGAGUUCCUCUGGUUGGGGAGGAUCUUGUUCAAUGCGGUCACGCACGUCGAAGAUUUUAUUUUACAAUUGCGAUUGAAGACCCGGCGCACGAAGCCGCGCCAGUGGUCGCAUAUAUGGGACUACUUUGCCGAGGAACUGAAGGCGUUGGGGACACUGAAAGUGGAGUCCGAAUCUCACUGGUUUGAGGACUAUUCAGACUCUGACCUCGACGAUGGGGAACCGAUGAACUACGUACAGCUGAAAGAAGGGCGUCAGGGGACCCGGUAUGCGUAUUCGGCAAUGGAGGGGUCACCGUAUGACGAUAGCGAUGCUCGGGCACUUCAAAAGUUUUGGUGUUUGAUUCAUCCGGAGGACGAGUACUGA
Molecule: messenger RNA, 1101 nt
Organism: Heterobasidion irregulare TC 32-1
Lineage: Eukaryota; Fungi; Basidiomycota; Agaricomycetes; Russulales; Bondarzewiaceae
Exons: 3
Coding region: 1-1101 (366 amino acids)
Source: RefSeq, a predicted model, not a curated record